AUGGCAACAUGGCUGGAUACUGGCAUCAGAUUCGGAUUUGUCUUUAACAUUUUCCUGCUCGUGUGGCUUACACCCAACUGGAGUUCUGCUGAGCGAUGCGUGUACCAGACGUUAAACCAAACAGCCCGGACCGUCAAGUGUGAGCAGGCGAUCCCACUCCUGGUCAUCGGCAUCUGGCAGCUGGACAAAGCCGAGACGAAACGAAUAAACAACUGGACAGACGACUCGGCUCAACUGAUCAGGAAAAUACAGAACGGCAUCGGCAACUGCGUCAUCUUUAGAAUGGUCUCCCAUGAGGAAGAAAAUUGCUGCGCAGGAUGGACGGGGGACAACUGUGAUGUUGUGACGUGCUCACCGGCCUGUGCUCACGGCAAGUGCACUGGCCCGGACACGUGCACGUGCGAUACUGGGUGGACGGCCAGCGCGUGCGACGAGGAGAAGAAAGUAAUCAACUCCUCUUUGAGAUACUGUUAUCCAAAAAAGGGUUGCCAUGGCAACAAACUGUUUAACGGAACAGCCGUGAGCAAAGACGUCUGCUGUCUAGGAGAACUUGCGUCGUGGGGAAUCAGUGGAAAGGAAGGGUCGUGUGUUACCUGUCACGUGGUGAUUCUGUAA
Molecule: messenger RNA, 615 nt
Organism: Physella acuta
Lineage: Eukaryota; Metazoa; Mollusca; Gastropoda; Physidae
Source: RefSeq, a predicted model, not a curated record